Molecule: messenger RNA, 798 nt
Organism: Protopolystoma xenopodis
Lineage: Eukaryota; Metazoa; Platyhelminthes; Monogenea; Polystomatidea; Polystomatidae
Source: the annotation of a GenBank genome assembly
AUGUUUUUUUCGACAGAACCAUUCUCUCGCCCGCUUUUCCAGUCCGUCAAUACGUCGCCUUAUAAUGACCUGUCCUGCAUCCUGAAGCCGCCCCCAACCAAGUCCUGUCCCAAUUUGGAUCCAGCCGACACUCAAUCUCAGCCCUUCAGAACAUGGUUUUCCAGGCCAUUCAAACCGUCGUGUACAGGUCGUCACCAUCGCACUAAUUGUGAUAAUAUAGUUUCUUCGGGCACAGGGUGGGCUGGAUUCAUCUACUUCCGUGCAAGUCACCAGUGUUUGCUCGGUCUUGCUCUACCGGAGCCGCCAUUCCUCUUUGCCGUCCUGGUGCACGCCCUCGAGGCCAUCUGGGCCGUGAACCUGCCGCUUCGUUUACUGCUUCGAUUGGGCCAAGCGGCUCACUACUAUCCAACUUCUCUGCUGAUGGAUCGUGACCGGGCGCCAGUAUUCGCUGGACCUCUGGGUCCUCCUAGCCUCGUGCUUUAUUUGGCUGCCCUACGGGUGGCGCCUGGUUCUGACCCAUCUCUCAUGGCCUUGAACUAUAUCCCCGCUUGGAGUAGAGCUACCGGUAGUGCUGAUUCUGGUGGACCAAAUGCUGUCGGUAGUUCAGGAGAGGCGACCAUUCAUCCUUCUAUCUGUGGCUGGUAUAAUGAUAAUGUCGGAGGCGACCGAAUUACUGAUUUGUUUCGCUUAUCUGGUCUCAAUGUGCACCUGUCUAGCAUGCCGAACCAAUCUCCAGAGGCUUGUCCACUGUUGACUGUAGUCGUAAAUACUAUUGAGAUUCGUUUAUCCUUUGCAUAA